UGAUUGACGAAGCACAAGAUUGUUUCUCAACCUGGUGAUGGUGAACGCGAUGGCAGUCCGCUCAUCGGCCUCGGAACGGAAGCAGGGAAGCCGCGAGCGGACGGGCCUUGGACGAAGACGUUGGAGAGAGAGAAUGCGCAGGGGGCAGAAGCAACACUUUGUACCUCUCUCACUCACUCUGACUCCACUCCGUAUCUGCCUCGUUCCUCUCCAACGAUGGCACAGCUCUUUGCCAAGGACCCUCGAAGCGGUGGCCUCUUCAUUGGGGGCCAACGUCUCGUGGGAGCAGAGAUUCGUGACCAGAAUGUCCUCGCGGCGCAGCAGAUUGCAAACGUCGUAAAGUCGUCGUUGGGACCAGUGGGACUUGACAAGAUGCUCGUCGAUGACAUCGGAGACGUCACAAUCUCAAAUGACGGCGCUACUAUCUUGCAGCUCCUCGAAGUUGAGCAGCCCGCGGGAAGGAUCCUCGUCGAGCUGGCCCAGCAGCAGGACAAGGAAGUCGGCGAUGGCACAACUUCCGUCGUCAUCAUCGCCGCCGAGCUCCUGCGACGGGCAAAUGAACUCGUAAAGAACAAGAUUCAUCCCACGACAAUCAUCACUGGAUAUCGUCUCGCCUGCCGCGAAGCAGUCAAGUACAUGCAGGACCAGCUGGCCACAAAAGUCGAACGCUUGGGCAAGGAGAGCCUCAUCAACGUCGCCAAAACGUCGAUGUCAUCAAAGGUCAUUGGCAGCGACGACGACUUCUUUUCCAAGCUGGCAGUUGAUGCCAUGCUCGCAGUCAAGACGAUCAACCCGCGCGGAGAGACCAAGUACCCCGUCAAGGCAGUCAACGUCCUCAAGGCGCAUGGCAAGUCAGCGAGGGAAUCAAUGUUUGUCAACGGUUAUGCUCUCAACUGCACCGUCGCCUCUCAAGCCAUGAAGACUCGCAUCAAGGGUGCCAAGAUUGCGCUCCUCGACAUCAAUUUACAUAAGCAGCGCAUGCACAUGGGCGUCCACAUCACCAUCGACGACCCAGAGCAGCUCGAGAAGAUCCGUGCCAGGGAGAGCGAGAUCGUGUUGGAGCGGGUCAGGAAGAUUCUUGCCUCGGGCGCAAAUGUGGUACUCACCACAAAGGGCAUCGACGACCUGUGCCUCAAGGAAUUUGUCGAGGCUGGCGCAAUGGCGGUGAGGAGGUGUCGCAAGGAGGACCUGCGCCGUAUCGCAAAGGCGACGGGCGGACAGCUGGUUUCUUCUCUCGCCAAUCUUGAGGGAGAGGAGACCUUUGAAUCGUCCAACCUCGGUCACGCGGAAGAGGUAGCACAGGAGCGCAUCAGCGACGAUGAGCUCAUCCUCGUCCGAGGAACAAAGACCGUCUCCAGCUCCUCAAUCGUGCUGCGCGGCGCAAAUGACUAUCUGUUGGACGAAAUGGAGCGAGCCCUGCACGACACCCUCUGCGUCGUCAAGCGCACCCUUGAGUCGGGCUCCGUCGUACCCGGAGGAGGAGCAGUCGAAUCGGCCCUGUCCAUCUACCUGGAGAACUUUGCCACAACUCUCGGGUCGCGCGAACAACUGGCAAUUGCCGAAUUUGCACAGGCUCUCCUUGUCAUCCCCAAGACUCUAGCAGUCAAUGCAGCGAAGGACUCGACGGAUCUGGUAGCAAAGCUGCGCGCCUACCACAAUGCGGCGCAAUCUGCUCCGGCGGGAGAUGCUAAGAAGGCGCUGCGAUUCUAUGGGUUGGACUUACUGCAGGGGACGGUCAAGGAUAACUUGAAGGCGGGCGUAUUGGAGCCGACGGUCAGCAAGGUCAGGAGUCUCAAGUCGGCGCUCGAGGCAGCGACGAGCUUGUUGAGAAUCGAUGCGUCCAUUACUUUGCCUCCGCCGGAGGAGAAGCCGGACCCGCAUGCGGGGCACUAGGUGCGCCGGGAAUCGUAGGAGGAGGAUGGCUGUAGAGGAGACAUAGAGCAAGAGGGGACAGUGCGAUGAGAGCCAUGCAUGGCUCGUCUGUACGACCGUCGUAGACACGCUCAAUGGCCAUCGAACUUCUCCUGCGCAGAACGAUGAGUGCAACAUCUGAUCCUGUCCGCCGCAUCUUUGCGGUCUCGAGUCUGGCGCUCCGAAGAGGCGAGAAGACAUUGCGCGUGCCGUCACACCGCUAUGAAGAAGAAAUGCUGUGCGAUUUG
This is a messenger RNA of Jaminaea rosea, 2159 nucleotides long. Its product is annotated as T-complex protein 1. The record is from RefSeq and is a predicted model, not a curated record. Gene Ontology annotation, cellular component: chaperonin-containing T-complex. Bases 217 to 1893 code for a protein of 558 amino acids. The transcript has a single exon. Gene Ontology annotation, molecular function: ATP hydrolysis activity; ATP binding; ATP-dependent protein folding chaperone. Lineage: Eukaryota; Fungi; Basidiomycota; Exobasidiomycetes; Microstromatales. Gene Ontology annotation, biological process: protein folding.